AUGUUCGUUUUUUUCCCAAUUCCUACAGAUGACUGCUAUUUUGACAAGGGUCGAUGGUACAAUGGUACAGUGAAUGUCACAAAAUCUGGCCAUACCUGCCAGCGGUGGGAAGACAAGUCUCCUCAAAAACAUGAUCGCUCCCCCUUGUAUUUCCCGGAGCUGUACGCAUCCGACAACCACUGCCGCAACCCUGGCGGUGAAGAGAGGCAGCCGUGGUGCUACACAACGAACAAACUGGUCAGAUGGGAGGUUUGUGAUAUUGACCCAUGCGGUAGGUCAUCUCUUAAUAUUCACUUUAGACUUUGAAUUGUACUUGUAAAGGGUUUUUUAAUUUAUUUUCAGUCUCAAGUACUUGGUAUAAGUGUAUUUUUCCUCAUAUUCUAUCCAAAUGAAAGUAUUGAUUCUGUAAAUUGUCAUAGUUUAAAGAUAUUGAUUAAUCCAUUUACCCCUGGAAGUGAUAAGUGGAUGAUAGAGAGGUGAAUUGUUAAUAAAAGUGGCCAAUUAAUGAUAGAAUGGUAAACUGAUAUUAUGGUAAAUUGAUGACAGAAAUGGUAAGAUGGAUUAUUGAAAUGAGGAACUACUGUUAGAGUUAUUCGUUUGAGAAAUUCAUAAAAAUGUGGGUAGGAAAGUUUAGUCAUCAGAUUUUUUGUGUGGUUUAUUUUACAAAGAUGGCCGUAAGAUGGCUGUAAGAUGGCCGUAAGAUGGCUGUAAGAUGGCUGUAAGAUGGCCGUAAGAUGGCCGUAAGAUGGCCGUAUUAUGAAACAAAAGUGCACAAGUACUUAAGUUCGUGGAACGUUUUAGUUUUACACUCAAAAGAGCUUUUUACUAGAAUUUCAUGUUACCUAUUCAAGGAUUAAAAUGUAAUGCUAUAGUUGUAUAAUUGACCAUUCCAUCUACCUAUGACCUUAAAAUUGACCAUUCCAUCUAUAUAGGACCCUGUUUGACCACAAGCUGCCUCCUUCCAUCCUCCUGUCUAUCCAUUUAUCUUAAACUGCGAAUUUCCCCCCCCCCCCCGAAGGUAAUGGUGACACUAAUAAUACAUUGUAUUAUAUGUGGCAGAAGUUUAUCUCCAAAAAAAUGUUCAUUCUAUUUCUAUCUUUCAUCCUCUGCUACCAUCAUUACUUUUCAUGCCAUUGACCACCAUCUUCUCUCAUUUGAUGGUUUUUGCUGUGUCUUCAAUGCAGAGACGGCUAACAUCCCAGCAGAUGACAUGACCAGAAGUGAUGACAUUGAUGAUGACUACCACGAGCAGCUCAUCAUUAUCCUAGUCCCUGUCUUGUUCUGCUGCCUGCUCAUCCCCAUCAUUGGUCUGCUAGUGAAAUGGAAGAAAACCCAGUACAGCUCUACAACUCAGGAUGAUGUUGAUAUUGACGUGGAGAAUUUACCCAUCAACUCGGCUUAUCAUCAGGUGAAAUUCAAUUGACCUAUUUGUGUUUAAGCAGUUGUUUAACAGAGUCGAUGUUUUAGUUUUCAAUGGUUGGAUUCCAUUAAUCUGAAUUCUCAUUGUGACAAGAGAUGGACAUCAUUUGUCUAUAAUCGAAUUAGUCCUAGUCGUUAGAACAUUGAGGAAUCUUGAUGAUCAAGAAUAGAACAUUGAGGUGGUAUCUGUACAAAAUUAAAUUUAAAACAAUUUAAUUAAAAAUAAAAUAAAUAAUAAAUUUAUUAUUAAAAACAUAUAUGAAAGAAUUUACAUCAUUUAUAAUCCAUAUAAAUAUUUAUAUCCAAAUCUUUUUGUGGCGUAAGAAAUAUUUUGCUGUAUGAAAUACACAAAGUCAGUUUAGUUUCUCAAUAUGUGUACAUUUUAUCCAGAAAAUAAAAGUGUCGGUGUGCGGUUGAAGGAAUGUUCAGCCGUACUUCCUGUUAAUCAUGAAGAGAAAAAUUGCAUCAAUUCUUAUUUGUUUAUUGCUACUUACUAGCUAAAUAUUUUAAGGACAAAGAAUUUAUUUUCCCUUUUUUAUUUUUAUGCCCCAUGCUUGCAAAUGAUAUUUUCCUUUCACUAAGUUUCACUAACGUGCAGGUUGAAUGUUUGGCUUGAGCAUGAACAUUGUUGAGUUUCUAUGACUAAUCUUAAUAUAUUUCCCUUCAGAUGAAAUCCAACAGACUAAAUCCCAAACUGGAGACCCUUGAGUUUCCAAGAAAUGAUAUCGUCUUCAUUGAAGAUAUCGGUCAAGGAGCUUUUGGACGCGUGUUCAAGGCCAGAAUCGUUUGCAGCAACGGCAACUCCCACAUCACGGGCGGCAAGCUCAGCGGCAGCAAGCACAGUCUAAGCUGUGGCAAGAACUGCAAGCACAACCGCAAUCCUUUCACCAGCAAAGGAGAUCUCCGCCACAUAGACAUCCACUCCAACUUAAAAAAUAUGGACGUUAAGCAGCUGGGGGAGCAUUUGCUGUGUGACCAUGAGAAGGAGGUCAUCAAGUACAGUGAAGGCCAACUCAUAGCCAUUAAGAUGUUGAAAGAAGAUGCUUCGGAUACCGUGCAAGCAGAUUUUGAGAGGGAAGCAUCCCUCAUGGUCGAGUUUGACCAUCCCAACAUUGUGCGCCUGCUAGGUGUCUGCACGAUUGGGAAGCCGAUGUGCCUGCUGUUUGAAUACAUGAACAAAGGAGAUUUGAAUGAAUUCCUCAGACUCUGUAGCCCUGACCAGUGUCUACGCAGAAGUGACGCAGGCUCUGUCCCGUCACUGGAUGACGUCAGUAGUAUAGACAUUGUUGACCAGCUUCAUAUGGCUCGGCAGAUUUGCAACGGGAUGGUCUAUCUCUCAGAACGAGGCUAUGUCCAUCGCGACCUAGCCACCCGAAACUGUCUAGUGUCCAACAGCCUCACAGUUAAGAUUUCUGACUUUGGAUUGGCUCGCAGUGUGCACAGCAUGGAUUAUUACCACGGCAGUGACAAGGAUGCCAUUCCCAUCCGAUGGAUGCCGCCCGAGGCUAUUCUGUACAACAAGUUCUCCUCGCAGUCAGACGUUUGGUCAUUCGGAGUCCUGUUGUGGGAGAUUUUCUCGUUUGCCCUCCAGCCUUAUUACGGCAUGACACACGAGCAGGUGAUCAACUACCUCCGUGCAGGACACAUACUAGAACUGACAGAAAAUGUGACAUCUGUGGUGUACGACAUCAUGAAGUCAUGCUGGCAUAAAAAGCCAACAUCACGACCCACGUUUGUUUCCCUUCACAAAUCUCUGACUGUGCUCUAUGAAGAACACAGCAAGCAGAAAGCAAGAAGUGCAUUCAGUCUAUGA
This is a messenger RNA of Lymnaea stagnalis (great pond snail), 3232 nucleotides long. NCBI's taxonomy places the organism in Eukaryota, Metazoa, Mollusca, Gastropoda, Lymnaeidae. The record is from the annotation of a GenBank genome assembly.